AUGAUUUUAAAAUUAUAUCUGAAUGCAGUAUUCAUACUCAUUUUUCAGGCGUUGCGUGCAGAUGGCUUGCGAGGAGAGAUCAUUCUCAAGGGUCUUGAUCGCUCUAGAUUGAAUCACCUGAUCGAGAUCGGCAAGAGAACAGGUCGGAUGAAGGAAGACCGAAAAGAAGAUAGGAAGGAGGAUCGGAAGGAGAGGAGUGAUAACAACUCGGAAAAGCGUAAGGACAAAAAAGAAAAGGAAAGAAAGACAAAGGAUAAACCGACUGUUGAUGAAUUGGAUGCGCUACGGCGAGAAAAGGAGUCCAGCGCUAAAAGCAGUCCCUGCAUGCCGCGCGCAUCCAGCUCUCAAUCUCAUGACUCUGGUGACCAUCCUCAAGUUCAUCGCCCGUCGUCAGUUGUCGGUAGCAACCCGUCGCGAAGCAGUUUCGAGUGUGCUGCGCCGGAAUGUAUGCCAGCGAAACCCUCGCGACCAGUGAAGCCGGAAGAGGGCAGCACUGAAAAAUUGUACGAUUUCUAUCAAUCGAUAGGAAAAUCACGAAAGCGCAAAGGUGACGCUGAGAGCGACAAGGUCGCUAAAAUGAUAUUCUACCUCGAUGCAACUGUAUAUUUUAUUUUAUCGGCAAAACAUUUCACAUCACAAGAAUCGCCAGAGGUUCGCUGUAACAAACAGUACUCAAUCGUACGCGACACGAAUGAUCUGAUCAAAAGGGUAACUCAAGCCUUUUGUGCAGUAUCAGAAGGAUGUUCUCCUUGGCAUAUGCAUAUGUUAUCUCGAAUACGUAAUCUCAGUUCACGCUGUCAAGCCUGUUUACUGUAUCACAUGUACAACUUCAGAUCUCAAAACGCUAUAAAGUCUUACGGAAUGCUCAUGAACAUGGAUUCACAGAUCCAGGAAGAGAGACAUCAGUCACAGAAUGGCGCAUCAGCCACCACAUCUUCUUCGCCUGGCAGUAGUGUUCACUCCAAUUCGAAUCAGUCGGUGACCUACGUAACAAUGCCUAGCAGAGUCUACGACCUACAGAAGCAACAGCUGAAAACGCUCCAUCAUCUGAUGUGGGCUCAUCGAGUCUGGCAUGACGCUGCUAAACGUGCCGAGGUCAGCAGUUUGGAUACAGCGUUUAUCUCUGGAUUGGAAAAGGUGUGUGGUCACUUGUUUUUGGAUGCACCUCUCGAGAAAAUGUCUGCCUAUAUGCUAACUGCCAUCAGCUGGUUACGAGGAGAAUACGACAGAGAAAAAAAUCGAGCUCCACCUCCGAUAGCAAAACGUACCGGUGGUGUCUCCUAA
Cooperia oncophora is the source of this 1284-nucleotide messenger RNA. Lineage: Eukaryota; Metazoa; Nematoda; Chromadorea; Rhabditida; Trichostrongylidae. The record is from the annotation of a GenBank genome assembly.